Argiope bruennichi is the source of this 2773-nucleotide messenger RNA. RefSeq names its product stearoyl-CoA desaturase-like. The transcript is spliced from 4 exons. The record is from RefSeq and is a predicted model, not a curated record. The coding region runs from base 89 to 892 and encodes 267 amino acids. Gene Ontology annotation, cellular component: endoplasmic reticulum membrane. NCBI's taxonomy places the organism in Eukaryota, Metazoa, Arthropoda, Arachnida, Araneae, Araneidae. Gene Ontology annotation, molecular function: iron ion binding; stearoyl-CoA 9-desaturase activity. Gene Ontology annotation, biological process: unsaturated fatty acid biosynthetic process.
GGAAAUUCCGCACAGCUUGAAAAGCCUUUGAAGAGUCGUAUUUUCUGUACCUUAAAAACAGCUGCAGGAAAUCCUCCUCGAAUUCGAUAUGAGCCGCGAAUUUGUCAGCUACAUGAAAAGAGAAAUAAUAUCUUUAGCAUUAUGGCGCAUCACAAUAUCCAUUGGCCUUUUAGCAAUCCAUAGAUUCUGGUCCCACCGGGCAUUCAAAGCCAAAUUACCUUUACAGAUUUUUAUGUGUAUAUUCACCUUUGCCCUUGGGCAGGGAAGUAUUUUCAGUUGGUGUCGGGACCACAGAGUACAUCACAAAUAUGUGGACACCAGUGCUGAUCCAUACAACAUCAAACGUGGUUUCUUUUUUGCCCAUAUAGGAUGGCUGAUGUGUAGAAAGCAUCCAGAUGUCCUUGAAAGUGGUAAUAAACUUCCCAUGGAUGAUCUAAGAGCUGAUCCAGUAGUUAGAUUUAAUAGAAAAUACUAUCACCCCAUGUGGAUACUCUUCUGUUUUAUUCUUCCAACGAUUAUCCCUGUCUAUUUUUGGGAAGAAAAGUGGGUGGAUGCCUACUGCGUGGCUGCUGUGCUGAAGUACAUGUUGCAACUCCACAGUGUCUUCUGUAUCAACAGCGUCGCUCACAUGUACGGCUAUCGACCUUUUGACAAGAAAAUAGAAGCAAGGGAAUCCUUCUUUGCUGAAUCAGUUCAACCAGGCGAAGGUUCCCACAACUAUCAUCAUGCGUUUCCCAGAGACUACAGAACAAAAGAGUUGAUAUUUUCUCUUAGCUUUUCCAGAUUUUUCGUCGAUUUCAUGGCGGCAAUUGGACAAGCAUACGAUUUAAAACUGUCAUCGGAUGAUUUGAUUAAAGUAAGGAAAUUGAAAUCUGGCGAUCGAAGCAAAUGAUGAUGCAUUCUUACACAAAGAAUGAUCAUAGUGUUUUUUUUUUAAUUUUUUUUUAUUAUUCAUAAAUCAUUUUAAAUCAAGGACAUUUUAUGUUUUGUAUACCUGUAUAUUGCAUAGAAAAAAAGAUAGAAAUGUGAGGGAUAGAAGCAAAGGGAAUCUCGUGUAUUGGAAUAUUUUUCAACUUUUAGUUUAAUUAUUUUCCGAAAAAUACAAGGAAAAGUUUUUUUUUCUCUCGAGAAAAAGUUAAUUUGAUAUCUGUGUUGUAUUAGUAGAGGACUGUGUUCUAUUACUACUUUUGACAGAUUUUCAAUACUAAUUAUUUAUUGGCCUUCGUAUGUAAAUUUAAAUUCUGUUGCAAAUACUGAUUUUAUUUCUGUUUAGUUUUGUUCUUAUUAUAAAUUAUUAAAAAAAACGAAAUCUUCUCUUUCAACAUUUUUAAUAAUUUAAUACUUUACACGGUUGUAAAUGCUAUCAUAUGCUAUUGCACAUCUGACCAGAGGGUGUUGUAACUGUGAGCUGGACUUAUCAUCAUGAAAACAAACGAGGAAAUUUUAACUUGAAGUUUGCUUAAAACUUAGAAAUAUUUUAACUAAUUUUUCUAUCAAGAAUAAAUUUCUAAUCCAUUGAUGAAUGAAAAAAAUUAAUUCCGGUUCCGAAAACAUGUUUAUCUACCCUUUUGCUAAAAUGACUUUCAUGAUUGUGAUUGAAAUCUCUUGUGAUUAAAAUUGAGAUUGAAAUCUCCUGUUAUCAGUAUUUGCCAUCAUUAUUUGAUCAGGAUCAAAUAAUGAUGGCUAUUAAAAAUUAUCAUUUUAUUCCCAAUUCGAGAGAAUGAUCUUCAAUGAUGUAUUUUUUUAAAUUUCCUUAAAUCUAUAAAUAUUGAAUUUCUGAAUUGGUCAAAAGUGCAACAUGGUGAAAUUUUACAUUUAAAUCAUUAUAACUCAUUUUUGGUUGGGAAUAUAAAAAUCAAAGUUUGCGAAAACAAUUCUAUUAACCUGUCUGUAAUAUGGAUACACUAAUGUAAUAAUGCAACCUCUUCAUUGUGUCAAAAAAUGAUACGAGGGAAAAGGUAAUAGUUGUAAUAUAUUCUUUUCAAUAGUGAGAUCAGAUACACUGUUUAAUUUGUUAAAGUAAAUAUUUCAUUAAAAUAAUAACAAGCUAAAUUAAUCAAUUGAUUAAUUAGCACAAAGACUUUCAAAUUUCGUUGCGGUUGUCAGCACAGAUAAAAAUGGCUCGCCUAAUUGUCUGUAAAACAAAAUUAUUAAUUUUCCUUUUAUCAGAUUGCAAAUAAUAUGACUAUUUUGAUUUCAACUUUGAAAUAAAGAGUGUCUUGAAUAUGAGUUUAAUUUUUUUUCCUUUCGCUUAUGUUAUUAGUAAUUUAUUGUUUCAUUUAAUAUAUUGGAAACUUUCUUAUAAAUGUUGGAUGAUUUGAGCUUUCGAUUGUCUCAUUUUUGUUUUUAGUACAAUACGCCAAAGAGGGGAAGAAUGGGGUGGUAACAUUUGAAAAUCAAUAAUCAUCGCAAAAGCAAGCAGAAAAAAACCUCGACCAGAACAAGCCUGACAUGAAAUAGAAAGUUAGAUUUAAAAAAUUAAAACAAAAUUGUUUGAAUUUCCAUGGCUCCAUUUGAAAUGGAUACUUCUUGAUUACAGAGGAAGAGAUUGAGGCUUGGAGUGACGGAUAAAGUGAAUCAGCUAAAUGUGAGUCAUAGGAUAAAUGGCGGUUAAAAAAUCUGAAAAAAGCAUAAAUAAAAAUAAAAUUAUUUAUAAAACUAAGAUUAAAACAGGAACAUAAUUUAGACUUUAGUAGUUUGUGUUAAUAGUAUUGCGUACUGAAUUCAGUACAACUGAAUCUGAAACAAGUAAAUGAACAUGAAAACAUAUUCA